Messenger RNA from Helicoverpa armigera (cotton bollworm), 1177 nucleotides. Its product is annotated as collagenase. Lineage: Eukaryota; Metazoa; Arthropoda; Insecta; Lepidoptera; Noctuidae. Gene Ontology annotation, molecular function: serine-type endopeptidase activity. The record is from RefSeq and is a predicted model, not a curated record. Bases 104 to 1057 code for a protein of 317 amino acids. Gene Ontology annotation, biological process: proteolysis. The transcript is spliced from 8 exons.
UUAAUUAUUAUUAUCAGGAAAUAAAAAAUAACUUAGAUUACAACUGAUAAAGCACAUGUUUUGCUCAAUCCUUAAUUAAUUACCGAUUAAUUAAUUAACAGUCAUGUGGGGUGCGGUCGUGAUUUUAACAAUAGCUGCUGGGAUUUCGGCAUCUGCUGAAGUUCUUCAAGCGUCCCCAGAAACUUUACAUGCAGACUCCCGCAUAGUGUCAGGAUGGGAGGCCAGGGAAGGCCAGUUUCCCUACAUGCUGUGGCUGCGGACAGUCCGCUGGACAGGUGACAUCACUGCCUGUGGCGGCUCCAUCAUCCACCAGCGAUGGGGUCUUACUUCUGCUAGAUGUACCGCUCAGCGCGUCGAGAUCACGAUCCAUGCCGGCAGCGUGAACCGCAACACUCCUCGAGUGGUGCUGCAAGCUCUCGACACCUUCAGACCUCCAGGGUAUGAAGACUCCAUGCAGCCCAUCACUCAGCCUAACGAUAUCAGUCUCAUGCGGUUCAGCCAGGACCUCACUUUUAAUAGCAACAUCCAACCGAUCAGAAUCCAGCGAUCAGCCGACAGGGACCGCGACUACAGCAGUGUGCUGAUGACCACCAGCGGCUGGGGAACCACAUGGACUUGCAUUGAGGCCAACUGCCCUACUCCCGUAAUCCUGAACUGGGUGCACCUAGUGGGCGUGUCGAACUUCAUGUGUCUGCUCAUCUACAACUCCAACUACCUCAUCAGACCCACUACUGUCUGUGCCGGCCCUUACAACGUCACCAGCCAGUCUAUUUGUGGGGGUGACAGCGGAGUCCCACUAACUACGGUGGAGGCUGAUGGAGUGGCCACUCAAAUCGGAAUUGGUUCAUUUGCCUCUGGAUUUGGAUGUCACGUUGGUUUGCCUGGAGGUUUCACCCGGCCCGGCCACUACCACGACUGGAUCCGUCAAGUCACUGGCAUCAGCUUCGACAGGAGUGUAGCUGAUGAUGACCUGAUCAAUAAGACCGCUGAUGUGUACGAAGACAAGGCAACUCUAGAUGUACUGGAAACAAGAGACGACGUGAAGAUUUAUCAAUAAAAUAAAGCUGUAGCAAACUGAAUUUAUUUCAAAGAACGACACAUACACUCACAAAAGAUGUCAUAACAACAUGUGCAAGAAAUGUAAUAAAUAAGUAAAUAAACAAUAAAAUAACACAUA